CCUGGUUGCAUUCUCAAAUUUGAAAUUGGAGUGUAUGGUGAAAGGGAGGUGGCAGUAAUCCGGCGGCGAUGGAAGCGGUGGCGGAAGGGCUGUGGGAACUGGCGGAGCACCACGAGCAGAGCAGGGAGAUAGGUAAGGCGGUGAAAUGCCUCGAAGCAAUUUGCCAGAGCCCAAUCUCGUUUCUCCCAAUCGUCGAAAUCAAAACCCGCCUUCGACUCGCCGCUCUUCUUCUCAAGCACUCGCACAAUGUCAACCACGCUAAAUCCCACCUCGAGCGCUCCCAACUUCUCUUGAAGUCUAUUCCGUCAUGCUUUGAGCUGAAGUGCAGAGCUUAUAGCCUGUUGAGUCAGUGCUACCAUCUCGUGGGAGCAAUUCCUGCACAAAAGCAGAUAUUAAACAAGGGUUUAGAACUUUCUGCAAUUUCCGGAGAUGGGUUUGCUGGGAGAUUAUGGUAUUGCAACUUCAAUUCUCAGCUGGCAAAUGCGCUGAUAAUUGAGGGAGACUACCACGGAUCAAUUUCGGCUUUGGAACAAGGACUGACUUCUGCUUCGGAGAUGUUUUAUCCUGAAUUGCAGAUGUUUUUUGCUACUUCAAUAUUGCACGUGCGCGUGAUGCAGUGGGACAGUACAAAUCUUGUAGAGGAAUCUGUCAAUAGAUGCAAUUUGAUAUGGGAAUCUAUAGAACCUGAAAAAAGACAACAAGCACUUGGUUUACUGUUUUAUCACGAGCUGUUGCAAUUGUUCUAUUUACUCCGGAUAUGUGACUACAAGACUGCUGCUCAACGCAUUGAUAGACUGGAUGCUGUUAUGAAGUCUGACUUACAGAGAAUGCAACAGUUCCAAGAUCUGAAUAAUGAAGUUGGUGCACUAAAUCACAGUUCAUCUGGAAAAACACCCUUGGAACCUGCAUAUUUCGGAAACGUUAAGCGAGCAUGCGAGGAGAAACUUGAGUUGGCUCCACCUCCUAUUGAUGGUGAAUGGCUGCCGAAAAGUGCAGUCUAUGCAUUGGUAAAUCUUAUGGUGGUUGUUUUCAGCCGACCGAAAGGGCUUUUUAAGGAGUGUCAGAAGAGGAUUCAAUCUGGGUUACAGAUAAUCCAAGAUGAGCUGGUGAAGUUGGGCAUUACCGAGGGGAUCAAAGAAGUGGAGUUGCAACACUCUGCAAUUUGGAUGGCUGGUGUCUACUUAAUGCUUCUAAUGCAGUUCCUAGAAAACAAAGUUGCAAUUGAUCUUACCCGGACUGAAUUCAUAGAAGCCCAAGAGGCUUUGUUACAGAUGCGAAAUUGGUUCGUUCGCUUUCCUACUAUCCUACAGGCUUGUGAGAGUAUAAUCGAGAUGCUAAGGGGCCAGUAUGCUCACUCUGUUGGAUGCUAUAGUGAAGCCGUGUUUCAUUUUCUUGAAGUAUCAAAGUUGACACAGAGCAAAUCAAUGCAAGCCAUGAGCCACAUUUAUGCAGCGGUCUCUUAUAUCUGCAUUGGUGAUGCUGAAUCUUCAGCGAAGGCUGUUGAUUUGAUCGGACCUGUUCUAGGAGUGAUAGAUUCUUUUGUUGGGGUACGAGAAAAGACCACUGCCCUGUAUACUUACGGAUUUCUACUGAUGAGGCAACAGAAUUUACAAGAAGCCAGAGUCCGACUGGCCGCCGGCUUGCAGACUACACAUACUUAUUUAGGGAAUCUUCAACUCGUUUCACAAUAUCUGACCGUGCUAGGAAAUUUGGCACUUGCACUGCACGACACUGGACAAGCUAGAGAGAUCUUAAGAUCUGCUCUUACAUUGGCAAAGAAGCUCAACGAUAUACCAACACAAACCUGGGUUCUCUCGAAUUUUACAGUUUUGUAUCAACAGUCAGCAGAGAAAGGAAGUGAAAUGGAGAAUAUAGAGUACCAGAGAAGGAAAGUAGAAGAGUUGCAGCAAAGACUUGCCAUUGCCAGCUCAUCUAUUCAUCACAAUGAACUAAUUGAGAAAGUAAGAAUCCAGGCUCAUCAAUUGAACGAGAAUGAAAUGAAACGAGCAAUUGCGGGCCCCUCGAAAACAGUCGAUCUUGACAUACCUGAAUCCGUCGGUCUGUUGACACCUCAGCGAACCAUGCCUUCAGCGGCGAGGCUUAUGGAUCUGAACAUCGGGAGGCUUGGCAAAAGAAAGUUGUAGUAAUUAAAACCCCGUAAGUUGUUUCGUAAAUUUGUUUCGACAUAUCAAAGCAUACAUCUAUCUACAUGUAUUUAUUUAGAAAAUAAUGGUUCCUUGAUUAGUUGAAAACAUGGUUGCAACAGAAACAUGCCUACUUUGUUAUUAUUAUCUCUCUCUUUAUUAUAUUUUAUAUU
Messenger RNA from Erythranthe guttata (spotted monkey flower), 2317 nucleotides. Its product is annotated as Tetratricopeptide repeat (TPR)-like superfamily protein. The record is from RefSeq and is a predicted model, not a curated record. Gene Ontology annotation, molecular function: protein binding. Gene Ontology annotation, biological process: mitotic sister chromatid cohesion. Lineage: Eukaryota; Viridiplantae; Streptophyta; Magnoliopsida; Lamiales; Phrymaceae.